AUGCUGAACGGGCCCGCGCUCUUUGGAUCGAGAGCCCUCGCAAGGAGCCCGAGGACCCGCCCCGUGUCGUUCAGGACGUAUGCCACCUCGAGCAACCUCAACCCGACUCGACCUCAGGCCCGCGUCAAGGCCGAACUGCCCAACGUUCCUAACCGAAAACCCGUCUUCAUCCUGGCGGCGCUGAUCGCUCUGGGGUCAUGGUCCGCGUUUGCGUCGUUUGCCACCAACAAGGAGAGGCUGAGCUCCUCCGUGUUCAAGUCGGCGCUGGUACAGCUCAAGGACUCGGCCGAGGUGCAGCGGGCGCUGGGCGAUCCCAUCAUGCUCGUGCCCAGCACUUUUGGCGACCCCUGGGUCUCGGGUUCGGUCAACAUGAUGCAGGGGAGGGUCGACAUGAGUUUCAGGCUGCAGGGCCCGAAAGACAAGGGAACGGCCUACUUCACGUCGAUCCGACGCGACCAGAGCAAGUCGUUUGAGGUGAUCCGCUUCCUCGUUGUGACUGACAGCGGCGAGACGGUCCCGCUGCUCUCGCCGUCGGGCGCGAGCCACGACUCUGACGGCGAGAUUGAGAGCAACGUUGCGUCGCCGUAG
Molecule: messenger RNA, 588 nt
Organism: Pseudozyma flocculosa PF-1
Lineage: Eukaryota; Fungi; Basidiomycota; Ustilaginomycetes; Ustilaginales; Ustilaginaceae
Exons: 5
Coding region: 1-588 (195 amino acids)
Biological process (GO): mitochondrial respiratory chain complex IV assembly
Cellular component (GO): mitochondrial inner membrane
Source: RefSeq, a predicted model, not a curated record